AUGCCUACAGUAUUAGACAGAAACGAACAACUCGAUCAAGUGAGUGACUACGCACUUAAGGUGUAUGGAAAUCAUCCUCGCUGCAGCCAGUCUCAAGGUGUCACCAAGCAUGGCCUUGUGGUUGCAUCACGUAUAGAAUGGAAAAAUUGGCAACCUGGCAGUGAAUACAUUAAGCAUGUCCUGAUAAAGAAUACACAAUUAAAGAUGCAAAAAAUUACAUAUGAAAUUCCUGAAUCAAGAUUUUUCACGACAUUGUAUCCAAAACCAAUUAUUUUGAAUGCAGGGACCAGCUACUCUUUACCAAUUACUUUUCAUCCUCUAGAAAAAAAUGUCUACCGAGAUGUUUUGAAAUGUCACACUAAUAAUGAGGAUUUUGAUGUGGUGCUCUUGGCCUCGCUUCCCCUUGUCCAGGUUGUAUUUCCUGAAUCCCUUGUGAUGCCAAGAUGCACAGUGUAUGGCAGCAUUGAGGAAAGUUUCCAAGUAAAAAAUAUUGGGGAAACGGCCGUGGCAAUUAAGUGGUUAUUUGCUGAACCAUUUGAGAUAAAACCUAAAGAAUGUAUGAUGAAUGUUGGGACAACCUGUUCAUUUCAUGUAAUCUUUCGGCCAAAGUUUGCUAAAUUAUAUGAGGGUCUGAUGGUCUGCCAGUUUGGUUCAGAGGAAAUAAAAUACAAAAAACUGAGAAUAAUUGCACAAGGCAAAUACCCCCAUUUAUUGGCAUCUGUGUCUGGUGAACAGCCUGAAGAAUGCUUUGAUGGCCUAAAAACAAGUGUUCACUUUGAGGAUGUAGCAGUAGGAUUUACAAAACAAGAAGUUAUUAAACUAAAAAAUCUUUCCUUGGUUGAAGUUCCUUUCAAAGUUGAGCAUCCCAUGCAAAGUACAUUUACCAGAUUAGAUGUAGCAUUUGAUGUUCCAGUAAAAACUGGAUUGAUUCCUCCUCUGAGCUCUGUUGAAUUGCCAAUUCUUUUCACUCCUGGCAUUGUUGAUUUUGUCUAUGUCGAUUACUUCCAUGUUCUACCUGUUGGUGGUAUGACAAGAAACAUAAUCAAGUGUGUAGGAAACUCAGUAGGCCCAAAGAUUUGCAUGGAACCAAAUUAUGUGAAUUUCAAAAUCGUUAAUCUUGGCAAAGAAGCUACUGGUUCAAUACAACUAGUCAACCAGACAAACAUACCUGCAAACUAUCAGGUAGGUGCACUAUCAGAUAAGUUUUGUAUACUUUAA
Molecule: messenger RNA, 1218 nt
Organism: Acanthosepion pharaonis
Lineage: Eukaryota; Metazoa; Mollusca; Cephalopoda; Sepiida; Sepiidae
Source: the annotation of a GenBank genome assembly